Alnus glutinosa is the source of this 2431-nucleotide messenger RNA. Its product is annotated as O-fucosyltransferase 20. Bases 292 to 2016 code for a protein of 574 amino acids. Gene Ontology annotation, cellular component: cytoplasm. The record is from RefSeq and is a predicted model, not a curated record. Lineage: Eukaryota; Viridiplantae; Streptophyta; Magnoliopsida; Fagales; Betulaceae. The transcript has 6 exons.
CCACUUGGACAGAAGUAACCAGCCACUUUAAAUCAAGCCCAAGAAGCUGUCCAAAGACACGGCAUAUAAUUUCAACAUAACGCGUAUGAAUUCGUCGGUCUCGGCGUUCCCGCCGCCUAUCUUCCUCUCCCUUUCUCUCUCUGAAACAUAUUUUCUCUCUGUGUCUCUCCGUGUCUGAAAAGCUUGCAGAGAAAGCAAAGCCAGCGAGCUUAUACAGAGUAAAACAGAGCCUUUCUCAGGAAGAAGAAGAAGAAGAAGAAGAAGAAGAGCCUCUGUGGCUCUCAUUCUGUAAUGGCGAAGUCAAAGUGCAGCAACGGCAAGAGGGUCUCCGUCUCGUACAUCUCAGUCCCAUCUCAGAUAAUCAACUCUUUGUCAUCAUCUUCUCUGCAGUCUCUCCUUCUCUCACCUAAGAAAACUUCAAGGAGCAACAACAGGUUCCUCAGCUUCAAAAGCCCAAGACUUUGGUUUCUCAUUCUCUUUCUCUUUAGCCUACUUGGUAUGUUAAAGUUGGGCUACAAUCUUGACCUUUUGAUCCCAUUUUCUCCAUACCCAUGUACUACAAGCACUCGAACACAGGGCUUAAUCUCAAGUGGGUAUUCAAAAUCAGAGCUUGCUUUUGCAUCCGAGAGUGGAAAAGGUAGUAAAAAUGAUGAGAAAGAUGAGGUCUUGAAUGGUUAUUCAAAACUAGAGGUGGGUAAUGGAGCAAACAGUGAGAAUAAUGAUGAGAAAGUUGAGGAGAGUGAGUUUUGGAAGCAGCCAGAUGGGUUGGGCUACAAGCCUUGCUUGGUGUUCAGCCGGGAUUACAGGAGAGCCAGUGAGGGGAUUGUAAAGGACAAGAGAAAGUAUCUGAUGGUUGUGGUUUCUGGUGGAAUGAAUCAGCAGAGGAAUCAGAUAGUUGAUGCUGUGGUUAUUGCUAGGAUUCUUGGGGCUGCUUUGGUUGUUCCCAUCUUGCAAGUCAAUGUCAUUUGGGGUGAUGAAAGUGAAUUCGCUGAUAUAUUUGAUUUGGAGCACUUCAAGAGAGUUCUUGCCAAUGAUGUGCGAAUAGUAUCAUCCUUACCAUCAACACAUCUAAUGACAAGGCCGGUGGAGGGGAGUCCACCACUUCACGUCUCCCCCCAAUGGAUCCGUGCACGCUACCUCAAACGGCUUAAUAGAGAAGGGGUUUUGCUUUUACGUGGCUUGGAUUCAAGGCUCUCUAAGGAUAUUCCCUCUGAUCUGCAGAGGCUUCGAUGCAAGGUUGCUUUUCAUGCAUUGAGGUUUGCCCCACCAAUUUUGGAACUUGGUAACAAGCUUGCUGAGAGGAUGCGGAGCAAGGGACCCUACCUUGCUCUUCAUUUACGGAUGGAGAAGGAUGUAUGGAUCAGGACUGGUUGCCUUCCUGGUCUGAGCAAUGAAUAUGAUGAGAUAGUGAAUAAUGAAAGAAAACAACGGCCCGAGCUCCUAACUGCAAGAUCAAACAUGACUUACCAUGAUCGGAAGCUUGCCGGUCUCUGCCCCUUGAAUGCCUUGGACGUAACCAGGCUGCUUAAAGCUCUGGGUGCUCCAAAAGAUGCACGGAUCUACUGGGCUGGAGGGCAGCCAUUGGGUGGGAAAGAAGCAUUGCUACCGUUAACCCGAGAAUUUCCUCAUUUUUACAAUAAGGAAGAUCUUGCUUCGCCUGGCGAACUAGAACCACUUAGAAACAGAGCUUCUGUAAUGGCUGCCAUUGAUUAUAUAGUCUCCGAGAAUAGUGAUGUUUUCAUGCCAUCUCAUGGGGGAAAUAUGGGCCAUGCUCUUCAGGGACACCGGGCCUACGCAGGACAUAAGAAGUAUAUAACCCCAAACAAAAGACAGAUGAUCCAUUACUUUUUAGACUCCUCUGUAUCAGAAUCAGAGUUCAACAGCAUCAUAAAGGAGUUACACCGUGACUCCUUAGGGCAGCCAGAACUCAGAACUAACAAAGCCGGUAGGGAUGUUACAAAGUAUCCUGUCCCCGAGUGUAUGUGCAGUGAUUCACAUACUCAUUCCCACUUGUGAGUUCAUGCAGAAAGCUUCCAACGUGAUUACACGGCAACACUCUCUCCUCCAUGAAAAAAUGGAACUUUUUUGGCAAAUCCCUUGAACUUGAGCCCUCUGAAAACCAAAAAAAAAAAAAUGGUUAGUUCUGGGGCAAUGAUUGUUCUUAGGACUUCGGAGUGCCAUUUUUGCAGAACAACUUAAGGUGGCACAGUUUUUGCAAGCAUACUCACAGUGAUGCUUGCAUAAUGAUUUGAGAGGCAAGAUACAUCCAUGUAUCAUUUUUUGAUUCUUUAUAGGAACAGUAUUUAGGGUAUACUACAUUUUAUUCUUUUUUAUUACGUACAUCUAUGUAUUAUAGAGCCAUAAAUGUGUAUUUGUAUAAAUAAUUGAAUAAAAAUUUCCAUUAAUGUAUUUAUUAAAUAUUGCUUUGCAA